GUGGGUGGUUUACUUCAGCGUAUUUAACGAUCUGUAAUUGUAAACUUCGGAUUUAUUUUCUUAAGUCAAAUAUCCAAAGAAUUUAUGAAAAUGUAUUAAUUGAUGAGUUAAGUAAACGUGUUAUCAUUAACAAUAUCUGAAAUUUGCGUAAGGCUAUUGAAACUGUAACGUUAAUCUAAUGGCCUUAGAUUUAGUUCUUAUAUGUAGUUAGGCUUAAAUGUACGAUGUUAACAAUAUAAUUACAAUCAUAUGUUUUAAACGGUCAGCCACCUUUUUGAACUGUAAUUUUAGAAAGUAUAUUUAUAUGACGUUAAAUACCAUUAGGAAUAUGGCAUAUAUCUAUAAUAGAUGAAGUUCAGUGAAAUUAUUAAAACAAAACCUGUAAUAUGUAAACAUACUUCUCUUAUGGUUUCAUUAUUAAUCCUGAAAAAAAACUGACCAACAUCAAAAUUUUAUGCUACAACUUCAAUGGAAGAAAGUAUUAUUAUACUACUACAAGUGUGUGUUGUAGCUAUAGGUAACCAUUAGCCUAGAAUAAAAUACUAGGCCUAGUACUACUAUUUAUACUACUAGUACCAGUACUACUAGUAGUAGAUAUCCUACCAUUGUGAUAAACUGCUAACUUUGACAUUGAGCUAAUGUCAAGUGAAACAUAGUUUUAUUAUUAACUUAAGAAUAGCAUUUGACCAGAUUCUACAUUGCAUGCUUGACCUUGAAAGUUGAAGAUGGCACAUCAUUUAUGUCAGGCAGGUGAAGAACGAAGGGCAGACAGGGUUAACGAGUUUCCUCACUUAUGGAAGUCUUAUUUGUACCAGCUUCAACAGCAAGCCCCAACUCCAAAACGCAUUGUUUGCUCUCGUGAGGUUCCGAACAGACCUCUUCACUAUGGUAGAGAGUUUCAUGGGAUGAUCUCCAGAGCAGAAACAGAAUGGCAGCUUCAUGAAUGCGAUGGAUGUUACUUAGUGCGGGAAAGCCAGAGGGCUCCUGGUCAAUACACCCUUAGCAUGAGAUUUAUGGCAGCAACCAAAAAUUUUCGUCUGUAUUACGAUGGAAAGCAUUAUGUGGGUGAAAAAAGAUUCGACACGGUGCAGGAUUUAGUAGCCGAUGGUCUCAUCACGCUAUAUCUUGAGUAUAAUGCUGCGGAAUACAUAUCAAUGAUGUGUGUUCAGAUAAAGUACGAAGAAAGUCCCUACAUGACGUUAAGUUCUUAUCAGCAAAAAAUGCGUCAAAUGAGGAUUCAGAAGAGGUCAAGCUUUUCAAGCCAAGAAAGCAACAGCACUCGAUCUCCACAUGAAUAUGACAGACCUGCUGAUGAUAUAGGAAUAUUUUUCCAAGAAGAUUCAGUACUGGGUGAUAUUGAUGUCCAUCGCUUUGAGAAGCCUCACAACUUCAGGACCCACAACUUUAAAGGCCUACCUUGGUGUGACCUGUGUGGAAACUUCAUGUGGGGGAUUAUUGCUCAAGGUGUUAAGUGUGAAGACUGUGGUUUUAGUGCCCAUCGAAAAUGCUCUGAAAAAAUCCCUAAUGACUGUUUACCAGACCUGAAGUACAUUAAGAGAGUGUUUGGAAUUGAUCUUACCACACUAGUCAAGGCCCACAAUACUCCUCGACCCUUUGUUGUGGACAUGUGCAUUAAAGAGAUAGAGAAUCGAGGUUUAGAAAUGGAAGGGCUCUACAGAAUUUCAGGAUUUAGUGAUGAAGUUGAAGAUGUAAGGUUAAGUUUUGAAAAAGAUGGUUUACAUGCAGAUAUUAGCCCUGGAGCUUUUGAAGAUGUUCAUGUCAUUACUGGGGUCCUGAAGCUUUUUUUCCGUCUUUUACCCAUUCCCUUGAUCACCUUUGAUACGUACCCUUUGUUUAUGAAUGGUGUUAGACAACAAACCUUGGAAGGAAGACUGGAUGGCUUAAGAGAAGCUAUUAACAAACUACCACCAGCUCACUAUCAAACCCUGAAGUACCUACUGGCAUAUUUAAACAGGGUAACUGAGAAACAGAAGCAAAACCUGAUGACACCACACAACCUUAGUACGGUGUUUUGUCCAUCUUUGAUGCGAACACCUGAUUUAAUUGCUCAGCCGGGACAACUUGCGGCCUGGCACCAAGAAAGUCUUGUCAUUGAAAUUCUUAUUUCCCACCAGAGGGUUCUCUUUGAAUAUGGUUAGGUGGAAUCUGAGUAUUCUUCCUACUUAUAGUUCUGUCUGUCUCUCUAAUGUUUCAUUCAAUUUAUCUUAACACUAUAACUUGGUUUAUUUUAAUACACAGAGCUGUAUUAAAAUACAAAAGGUCUUAUAAAAACAGACUACACCAUAUCAUAUCCAAGCUUUAAAUCAUCUACAGUUGGAGAGAGAGACAGAAGUGGUAGUUAGACAUUUGAAAUUAUGUUAAUUUCAACAAAGAUAUUGCAACUUGCAUGUGAAAGCUUGUGAGAAAGGUGUAAAUGUCAACAGAAAGACUGUAAUGUGUUUGUCUUUGUAUAAAUGUCAACAGAAAGACUGUAACGUUUUUGUCUUUGCGUAAAUGUCAACAGAAAGACUGUAACGUGUUUGUCUUUGUGUAAAU
Molecule: messenger RNA, 2556 nt
Organism: Limulus polyphemus (Atlantic horseshoe crab)
Lineage: Eukaryota; Metazoa; Arthropoda; Merostomata; Xiphosura; Limulidae
Product: N-chimaerin-like
Exons: 14
Coding region: 726-2159 (477 amino acids)
Biological process (GO): regulation of GTPase activity; signal transduction
Molecular function (GO): GTPase activator activity
Source: RefSeq, a predicted model, not a curated record